GAGGCUAGCCCUGCACCCGCCAUCCCAUGCAUGGCCCGGGCGACACUCGACAUGAACACGGAGGGGCUCGGAGCACGCGGAGGGGGCCACAUAGGGCACGGACCACUCCCUUUCAGCGUGGAGUCACUACUGGAGGCUGAGCGCGAACGGGGCUCCGAGCCUGGGGAGCUGGGGGAGGAGAGGCCGCCGGGUGCCUCGAAGCCCGGAGCCUGGCCCCCACCGGUCACGCACACGUGCCCCCCACGUGCCCCCAGCCCUCCACCCUGUACCCUUCGCAAACAUAAAAACAACCGCAAGCCACGGACACCCUUCACCACCGCGCAGCUGCUGGCGCUUGAGCGCAAGUUUCACCAGAAGCAGUACUUGUCCAUUGCUGAGCGCGCCGAGUUCUCCAGCAGCUUGAGUCUCACUGAGACUCAGGUCAAGAUCUGGUUUCAGAACCGCCGAGCCAAGGCCAAGCGGCUGCAGGAGGCUGAGCUGGAGAAGCUGAAGCUGGCAGCCAAGCCGGUACUGCCGGCGUUUGGCCUGCCAUUUCCGCUGAGCACCCAGUUGCAUAGUUCCGCAGCUGCGUUCGGCGGCGGUGCGGUUCCUGGGAUCCUCGCCGGGCCCGUCGCGGCUUAUGGCAUGUACUAUCUGUCUUAG
Molecule: messenger RNA, 642 nt
Organism: Arvicola amphibius (Eurasian water vole)
Lineage: Eukaryota; Metazoa; Chordata; Mammalia; Rodentia; Cricetidae
Gene: Ventx
Product: VENT homeobox
Exons: 2
Coding region: 31-642 (203 amino acids)
Biological process (GO): embryonic morphogenesis; regulation of transcription by RNA polymerase II
Cellular component (GO): nucleus
Molecular function (GO): DNA-binding transcription factor activity, RNA polymerase II-specific; RNA polymerase II transcription regulatory region sequence-specific DNA binding
Source: RefSeq, a predicted model, not a curated record